AAUUUAACAUUAUUUUUUGGUCAAAAAAAGUUUACUACAUCUUUUUAAUAAUAAAAAAGUUAUUAAUUUUCUCAAAUCUUCAAGAAAGAAAAAUCACACAAUUUUUGUGGGUUCUUUCUCAACGAAAAAGUUUCAGGGGUAAAAUUAUAAACUUUUCUCGUCUACCUACUGGAUCGGGUUUUAAAAAUUCAAGGUUAGAUUCAAAUUUGAUCUGCACCAAGAUGCUUAAUUUCCUUUGAAAUUUCCAUUCAAUCCACGAGAUUCAGCUUUUGAGAUGAACCAGUUAGUUGAAAGCUCUGCUAAUGCUCAAAGGGUCUCUAGAGUUCAAGCUCCACUGGUGGACUCUGUUUCAUGCUACUGUAAAGUAGAUUCAGGCCUGAAAACAGUGGCAGGGGCAAGGAAAUUUGUUCCAGGAUCAAAGAUAUGUAUCCAACCUGACAUAAAUCCGAAUGCACACAGGAACAAAAAUUUGCGUAGAGAGAAGACAAGAGUUCAGCCUCCUCUGCUACCUGGUCUUCCUGAUGAUCUCGCUAUUGCCUGUUUAAUUCGUGUACCACGGGUUGAGCAUAGGAAACUACGUUUGGUUUGCAAGAGAUGGUAUCGCCUUCUUUCUGGAAAUUUCUUUUAUUCGCUCAGGAAAAGUCUUGGAAUGGCAGAAGAAUGGGUUUACGUCAUCAAAAGAGACCGUGAUGGAAGAAUUUCGUUGCAUGCUUUUGACCCUAUCUACCAAAUAUGGCAAUCCCUUCCACCUGUUCCCGGGGAAUAUUCUGAAGCAUUGGGAUUCGGCUGUGCUGUUCUUAGUGGUUGCCACUUGUACUUAUUUGGUGGAAGAGAUCCAUUGAAGGGAUCUAUGAGGCGUGUCAUUUUCUACAACGCUCGUACAAAUAAAUGGCACAGAGCACCAGACAUGCUGCGCAAACGUCAUCUGUUUGGUUCUUGUGUAAUAAAUAAUUGUCUCUACGUUGCUGGCGGGGAGUGUAAAGGAAUUCAAAGAACUCUUCGAUCUGCUGAAGUUUAUGACCCUAACCGGAACAGGUGGAGCUUUAUCUCCGAGAUGACCACAGCUAUGGUUCCCUUCAUUGGUGUUAUUCAUAAUGGUGCAUGGUUUUUGAAGGGGCUUGGGUCGAAUCGCAAUGUCAUCUGCGAAUCCUAUUCGCAGGAAACUGAUACAUGGACUCCGAUAAGUAAUGGAAUGGUGAAUGGAUGGCGUAACCCUAGUAUCUCAUUGAACGGUCAACUAUAUGCUCUUGAUUGCCAGGAUGGCUGCAAGCUCAAAGUUUACGACGGGGCAACGGAUUCAUGGAAGAAGUUUAUCGAUAGCAGGGUUCAUUUAGGUAGUUCGCGUGCUCUUGAUGCCGCUGCUCUUGUUUCCCUUAAUGGAAAGCUGUGCAUUAUCCGUAACAAUAUGAGCAUCAGUCUAGUCGAUGUUUCGAGUCCGAACAAACGCGUCGAAAGCAAUCCUCACCUUUGGGAAAAUAUUGCUGGAAAGGGUCCUGCCAGGUCUUUAGUUAGAAAUUUAUGGUCAACUAUAGCAGGGCGUGGAGGUUUGAAGAGUCACAUUGUUCACUGUCAAGUUCUUCAAGCAUGAAGUUCUCUGACAAUAAUAUUGGUUACACAGUUAAGGAAAAAAUGUUGGUUUUUUGUGGAAAAUCAAUUGAAACAAGUCUAUCUAUCUACUUUCAGAUUAUUAUGUUUGUAAAGAUGAGGAUUUUGGCAAUAGAAUUUGAGGUCACUACUUCUUCACACAGUCAUGAAUAGGGAGCAUAUUAUAUUGUAAAUGUUGUUUCACUCUAAGGCUGUGUGCCUUUCCUUUAGCUAUUACAAUAUAUAUUUAGGUUUGUAAGCCAUGCAUUGUUGUUGUAUAUGAUUUAUUUGAAAACAUGAUAUCAUAGUUGUAUCAUUAGUCAAGUUUAUUUAUUUCAAGUUAGUAAGGAGAGAAGAGCAUAUCAGAUUAUGUUUGUGGCAAAAACUGUUCCAGAUUGAAGACUAAAUAUGUGAACUUUUGAAUUUCUAAGAAUUUUCCAUGAAUUUCAAAAUUGUAUCCAUCAUAUGUAUGUAUUCAUGUAUUGUUCUCAUUCUGGAGAAUAAGUAGACUCUUUUGGGCUGUAGUAAUAAUGAUUAAAUUUUUAUUUA
Molecule: messenger RNA, 2133 nt
Organism: Cicer arietinum (chickpea)
Lineage: Eukaryota; Viridiplantae; Streptophyta; Magnoliopsida; Fabales; Fabaceae
Product: F-box/kelch-repeat protein At1g55270
Molecular function (GO): protein binding
Source: RefSeq, a predicted model, not a curated record